AUGGUUAAGCUUCACCUCAAUGGUGUUUGGCGCAAGGUUAUCAUUGACGACUAUCUCCCAACAGGUGAUAACUUGGAGUUGUUGUGUUCACACAGCCAAGAGAAAGGCGAGUUGUGGGUCUCUCUUUUGGAAAAAGCUUAUCUCAAGGUCAUGGGAGGUUACGAUUUUCCGGGAUCAAAUUCGAACAUCGAUUUGCAUGCACUCACGGGUUGGAUUCCCGAUCGCAUAGCUAUCAAAAGAGAUCUUACGCUAUCUGAUGGAAACCAGGCAAGUGUUCAUGUGGUAUUGUUACUUCUUAUCUUGAAUUUUUGCUGAAU
This is a messenger RNA of Strongylus vulgaris, 317 nucleotides long. NCBI's taxonomy places the organism in Eukaryota, Metazoa, Nematoda, Chromadorea, Rhabditida, Strongylidae. The record is from the annotation of a GenBank genome assembly.